GGCUCUGGGCCCAGCGAGCGAGGGCCGCGGGCGGGCCCCGAGGGCCGCACGCCCGCUGGCCCGCGCAGCCAUGGCCUCUCGUGGGCGCCGCCGGGCGCGCGUGUGGGUCGCCCUGGCCGCUGCCGCCGGCAGGCCCGGCGCCGACGGGACCUACUGGUCGAGGUGGUCCGAGGUCACCACGGCGACGGACUCUGCGGUCGCGGCCAUCAUGCCGGACGGCUCCGUUGUCGCGUGGGGCGACCCGAACCGCGGUGGCGACGUCAGCCUCGUGGCGGGCAGCCUCAAGUCUGGCGUCAGGAGCCUGAUCCGGACUCCCGGGGCGCUUGCCGCGCUGAAGGAGGGCGGCGAAGUGGUGGCCUGGGGGAACCCGGCCAUGGGCGGCAGCAUGGGGGGCCUGGAGAAGGUGCUCGCGAGCGGCGUGGACAAGGUCUUCAGCGGUAGCUUCGGGUUCGCUGCACUGAAGGGCGGCCGGCUGUACACGUGGGGCGACCCGCGGUUUGGGGGCGACGCGAGCGCGAUCGCCGAGAAGGUCCAGUCUGGCGUGGUUGAGGUGGUCGAGAACUGCUGCGCUGGGGCGGCCAUCAAGGAGGACGGCUCGGUGGCCACGUGGGGGCACGCCGACAUGGGUGGCGACAGCAGUGCGGUUGCCAAAGAGCUUCAGUCCGGCGUGAAGCGAAUCUGGACCUGCUGUUGCGCCUUCGCGGCCCUAAAGGAGGACGGAUCCGUGAUCUCGUGGGGGCGCGACGUGGAUUCGGGCAAGGUCGAUGCCGAGCUCAGGUCGGGCGUGGUGGACGUGUACUCAUCCACUGCCUCCUUCGCCGCGCUCAAGAGCGACGGCUCGGUCUUCUCCUGGGGGGACAACCACCACGGCGGCGACAGCAGCAAGGUUGCCCACCUGCUGCGGUCGGGCGUGGCGCGGAUCUGGAGCAAUCUCGAUGCUUUCGCGGCCCUGAAGGAGGACGGCUCGCUGGUGACGUGGGGCACGGGCCACGGCGGCGGAGAUCACAGUGCGGUCGAGCAGGAUCUCAGGCAGGGCGCCAAGAUUAGGGAGGUCGUCGGGGACUCUUGGCAGUUCGGCGCUCUCAGGGAGGACGGGUCGGUGGUCACCUGGGGCAAGCCGACAGACGGCGGCGACAGCAGUGCGGUGAAGGAUGGUUUACAGUCCGGGGUGACGCAACUGGCGGCCAACCACUUCGCGAUGGCCGCCCUCCGGGAGGACGGCUCUGUGGUCACCUGGGGCAAGCCCGUCCAGGGCGGUGACAGCAGCGGGGUGGCGCACGAGCUUAGCUCUGGUGUGGUGAACAUCUCGAAGCUCACGGACCAGGCCUUCGUGGCGCUGAAGGAGGACGGCUCCGUGGUCACGUGGGGCGCCGCGCACAAGGGCGGCGACAGCAGGCCGGUGGCCGAGGCGCUCCUGCGGGCCGUGCGGCAGGAGGAGCUCUGACGGGUGAGGGCCCGUGGCAGUCACGGUGCGCGCGCCUGGCCGGGCAUCUCGCCGCGAUCGUGGAAAACGAAGGUGUUGCCUCGUUCCUUAUGUAGGGUUUCUUAGGUCAAGACCCCGACUGCACUCCGGCUCAAUCCCGCCACAUCCGGAGUGGAGGCCUCAACGGCGCGGGCAGGCCGUGGCAGCGCCACUGCCGCGACCACGCGCCGACGCGCCGACUUUCCGCAGAGAGCCCCGCCCAUCUGCGGGGGGGGGGGGGGCUUGCCACCGCUCGGGCGUGCCUCCUCCGUGCA
Messenger RNA from Prorocentrum cordatum, 1737 nucleotides. The record is from the annotation of a GenBank genome assembly. NCBI's taxonomy places the organism in Eukaryota, Dinophyceae, Prorocentrales, Prorocentraceae.